This is a messenger RNA of Megalobrama amblycephala (Wuchang bream), 1808 nucleotides long. Its product is annotated as proteinase-activated receptor 1-like. Lineage: Eukaryota; Metazoa; Chordata; Actinopteri; Cypriniformes; Xenocyprididae. The coding region runs from base 261 to 1406 and encodes 381 amino acids. Gene Ontology annotation, cellular component: membrane. Gene Ontology annotation, biological process: positive regulation of Rho protein signal transduction; phospholipase C-activating G protein-coupled receptor signaling pathway; thrombin-activated receptor signaling pathway. The transcript is spliced from 2 exons. Gene Ontology annotation, molecular function: thrombin-activated receptor activity. The record is from RefSeq and is a predicted model, not a curated record.
UACCAAGGCGAUUGAUUCACACGCUAAUAACGAUCUGCAAAUCAGAUUCAAGGAUAAACUCGUAAAUUUUAAACACUCGAAACUUUUUGUGCAGUUGUACAUCUAUGAAUUGCGUUUUGCGUGAAUUAGGAUUCAUGCAUGUGCAAUUGGCUACGCGUGUGUGCAUCAUGUUUUUUGUGUGAAAUAUUAAUAAGACUGAUCUGGUUCCAACUCGUGCCUAUUGAUUUUGGAGUAAAACGUCUAGAGUUGGAAAUAGACAGAUGAUCGUCAUGGGGAUGAAAAUAAUCUUGCUUUCAUUUGUAAUUGCACACAUGUGCACUGCCACUGACGAUUUCUUCAUUGGCAGUUUUCUUGGUAAAGCAGACUGUAAUUUUACUCUGGACCAAGCAAAGCUCAACUGUUCCUCGCUAUCCAUCUCAGAUGAGGCUGUUCUCUUCCUCAAAGGCCUCCUGGUCACACGCGUCAUGCCCUCGUUCUACAUCUUCAUCAUCCUCUUUAGUUUGCCCCUGAACACUUUGGCCUUGGUGACGUUCACCUGUAAGAUUCAAGCGAAGAAACCAGCGGUGAUCUUCAUGUCUCACCUGGCGUGUGUGGACCUGCUCUUCACCCUGCUGCUGCCUCUGAAGAUCCACUACCAGCUGAACGCUUCAGAUUGGGUGUUCGGUGAGGUGGCGUGUCGUGUGAUCAGUGCAGCUUACUACUGCUACAUGUACUGCUCCAUACUGCUGAUGAUGUGCAUGAGUGUGGACAGACUGCUGGCCGUGGCGUUUCCCGUCGCCUCUCUAACCUGGAGGAGUACAAGGAAAGCCACCUACGUAUGUGUGCUGGUCUGGCUGCUGGCACUCGCUGGUACGGUGCCACUUCUCUCAAUGAGACAAACAGCUAAUAUUAAGGAUGUGGGCGUCACUUGUCAUGACACACUGCGUCAAAGCGAUCCUACAGUGCUGAAUUACGUGUACCUGUUCUCCAUCCUGUCCUGUCUCUACUUUUUCUUGCCGCUAGUCGUCACCUUAGUGAGCUACUUUACCAUAAUAUAUGUGCUCAGUGUAAAGUCUAACCGCUUAGCAACAUCAUCAUCAUCUUCAGACAACCAAAGGAGAGCUGUGAUUAUGGCUAUCGCUGUGCUGAUUGAGUUUGUGGUGUGUUUCGCUCCAACCAAUGGCAUCUUGUUGUACCACUGUGUUCAUUUAGCUGGAGGAAACAGCAGAGAGGGAGAUUCAUCAUAUGCUGCUUACCUGGUGGCUGUGUGUUUGGGAAGCGCAAGUGUUUUUCUAGAUCCUCUUCUGUACUACUAUGGCUCGUCUCAGUGCAGACAGAAGAUCAGAUCUGUGUUGAGGAGGGAAAAGGCAAAAAAGCAAACCACACCAAGUAACUCGCAGACAAAAUUCACACCUGUCUCAAACUAAGCUUGCAGUAAAGUGUGAAGUUUAAAAGAAAACUGAUCAGGCAUGUGGUUUUCCUAAUUGCCAGUGUCAGUAUAUUAUAUUAUGUAUGUAUUAUUCUUUAUCCUGUAUCCUAAGAAACAAAUUCAAAUCCUGCUAUAAAGCAGCUUUAAAAAGAAAAGACAAUCAUGACAUUAUUCAUCUUCAGUGUUGAUUUAUUUCAGUAAUUGUGUAAAGUCAAAAAAUAUGUAAAGUAAAGUAGGGUCUUUUCAUAGAUAUUUAGAUAUGCACUGCAUAUUUUACUUCCUAAAAUCUACACUGUUAAACUGUUGCCCGAAAUUUACUGUUGAUUGUACAGUUAUUUACUGUAAUCUACAGUGUUACUGUAAAGAUAGCAUGGACUAAAUUAAAACUUGUUACAUCAAA